AUGGCCACUUCGACUCUUGUUAUUCGCAGGAUGACGCAGGGUCAGCACCUGCUGGACCAACGAGACUCUCCGUCGUCAACGUCGUUUUCAUCUGCUUACAGAAAACCCGCUCUCUGUGUAGACCGAGCUGUUGCCGAGAAUUCACCCAAGAACAAAUGUCGUAAACCGAACCGCCGAGUCACCUUCUCCGAUCGCGUCGACAUGAUAUCUUCCUCUUUUCUGCCGACCCGAUUUCGAGGGGAGCCUGACCGCUCUCAGAGCUCAGCUGCCCCCUCCCGUAUUGGCAAGAAGCUUGCGCCCCUGCUGCAGCUUCUGUCCAGAGUCGCAUGUUCCCAUCCCAUCCAUACCGUCGUCAUUGUUGCCGUCCUAGCCAGCACGUCCUACGUCGGUUUGAUCCAAGACAGUCUCUUUGAGGGCCCCGUGAGUCUGGGCAAAGCCGACUGGUCAUCUCUGGUUGAAGGCAGUAGGGACCUCAUCGCUGGCCCCGACACCCAGUGGAAAUGGCAGGGGAUCGAACCAGACGUUGCCUCUGUGGCUGACGCGAACCAUUUGGCACUCCUCACCUUCGUCUUCCCUGAUACCUCCUCGACUGAUUCCUCCAGCUCCGCUCCUCGAUCCCAUGUCGUUCCCACGCCUCAGAACCUCUCGAUUACACCUCUCCCUGUUACCGAGAACUCCUUCAACACUUACACCUUGGACAGCAUCCUCGCCUACUCUGUUCCCAAGAAACAGGCGCCUGAGUUUGUUUCAGCCGCAAAGGAAAUCCCCGAUGAGCAAGCAGAAGAAAUUGUUACCCAUCAUGGCCGCGAAAAGAAGAUGUGGAUUAUGAAGGCAGCCAAGGUCAACACCCGCAAUACCAUUGUCCAGUGGCUUAGCAACGCUUGGGUGGAAUUCAUCGAUCUGCUCAAAAACGCCGAGACUCUUGAUAUUGUCAUCAUGGUCCUCGGAUAUCUCUCUAUGCAUCUAACCUUUGUGUCCCUCUUCCUCUCCAUGAGACGGAUGGGCUCUAACUUUUGGUUGGGCAUGAGCACUCUCUUCUCAUCCGUGUUUGCCUUCCUCUUUGGCCUAGCUGUCACUACGAAGCUCGGAGUUCCUAUUAGUGUCAUUCUCUUGUCUGAGGGAUUGCCAUUCUUGGUUGUGACCAUCGGCUUUGAGAAGAAUAUUGUUCUCACAAGAGCAGUUUUGAGUCAUGCUGUCGAGCAUCGCCGUACCCAAGCUCGCGAUGCCAAGCCUGGCAGGAAAUCCGAUGAACAAACUCAGUCUCAAAAUGUCAUUUCAUAUGCCAUUCAGGCCGCCAUCAAGGACAAGGGCUACGAGAUUCUGCGUGACUAUGCCAUUGAAAUAGCAAUCCUCACCAUCGGUGCAGCGUCGGGAGUUCAGGGCGGUCUCCAACAGUUCUGCUUCCUGGCUGCCUGGAUUUUGUUCUUUGAUUGCAUCUUGCUUUUCACUUUCUAUACCGCUAUUCUCAGCAUUAAACUUGAAAUCAACCGCAUCAAGCGACACUACGAUAUGCGCAUGGCCCUGGAAGCUGAUGGUGUCAGCCGCCGUAUUGCCGAAAACGUGGCCAAGAGCAAUGACGACUGGGCCCAGUCCAAUAGCUCUGGAUCUAAAGACACCACGUUGUUUGGCCGCAUGAGGAGCAGCACCGUUCCCAAGUUCAAGGUGCUCAUGGUUUCGGGAUUUUUUCUCAUCAACGUCAUCAACAUUUGCACUAUUCCUUUCCGUAGUUCAGCCUCGCUAUCCACCCUGCGAUCUUGGGCUGGCGGUCUCGGAGGAGUUGUUUCAACUCUACCAGUUGACCCCUACAAGGUUGCAAAGAAUGGUUUGGACGCCAUUUUGAGUGCUGCACAAGCUAGUAAUACGCCGACUCGCGUUACUAUCCUGACCCCGAUCAAGUACGAGCUGGAGUAUCCUUCGGUUCACUAUGCUCUGUCGUCGUCGUUUGGCGAGAGCGGCCUCGGCUCUAAUGAUUCUUCUGUUCAGUUUGGCGACUAUGGCGUUGGAGGCCGCAUGGUUGGUAGUCUCCUGAAGAGUCUUGAAGACCCUGUGUUGUCAAAGUGGAUCGUGGUUGCUUUAGCACUGAGUGUCGGCCUCAACGGAUAUCUCUUCAACGUGGCCAGAUGGAGCAUCAAGGAUCCCAAUUUGCCCGAUCACAGUAUUGACCGCAAGGAACUUGCCCGAGCUCAGCGAUUUAAUGACACGGAGUCUGCCACUCUGCCCCUCGGAGAAUAUGUGCCCCCCACACCCAUGCGUACCGAACCCGCGACCCCUGCCUUGACCGAUGACGAAGGUGAUGGCCUCCAGAUGCGCAAGGUCAAGCCUGCAAGGUCCCAGUCCCAGUCAGAGCAUCGAUCAAUUGAAGAACUGGAGAAACUUAUUGCCGAGAAACGAACCCACGAGCUCAAUGAUGAAGAAGUUGUCACCAUGUCCAUGCGCGGCAAGAUCCCAGGUUAUGCACUUGAAAAGACGUUGAGGGACUUCACCCGUGCCGUCAAGAUCCGGCGGACUAUCAUUUCCCGCACCAAGGCUACCUCGGGGCUCACCAACGGAUUAGAUUCGUCUUUACUGCCUUACGAGCACUACAACUGGGAGCGAGUGUUUGGAGCCUGCUGCGAAAACGUUAUUGGUUAUUUGCCCCUCCCUGUAGGUGUUGCUGGUCCUCUCGUUAUUGAUGGACAGAGCUAUUUUAUUCCCAUGGCUACGACCGAAGGUGUGUUAGUUGCUAGUACGAGCCGUGGAUGCAAGGCUAUCAACUCUGGUGGCGGUGCCAUUACUGUUCUUACUAGCGAUGGCAUGACCCGUGGUCCUUGUGUCAGCUUUGAAACCCUCGAGCGGGCUGGUGCCGCUAAACUCUGGCUGGAUUCUGACAUUGGCCAAAAGACAAUGAAAGAUGCCUUUGACUCAACGAGUGGUUAUGCUCGACUACAACACAUGAAGACUGCCUUGGCCGGAACAAACUUGUAUAUUCGGUUUAAAACUACGACUGGCGACGCCAUGGGCAUGAAUAUGAUUUCUAAGGGCGUUGAACACGCACUUAAUGUCAUGUCUACUGAGGGUGGAUUUGAGGACAUGAAUAUUGUCACGGUGUCUGGCAAUUUUUGCAUUGAUAAGAAGCCGGCUGCCAUGAACUGGAUCGACGGUCGCGGCAAGGGAAUUGUUGCUGAGGCCAUCAUUCCUGCCGAUAUCGUCAAGUCCGUCUUGAAGAGUGAUGUCGAUGCUUUGGUUGAGCUCAAUGUUGCUAAGAACCUGAUCGGAUCUGCCAUGGCUGGUUCCAUUGGUGGUUUCAACGCGCACGCUGCUAAUAUUGUCGCUGCCAUCUUCCUUGCCACUGGCCAAGACCCUGCUCAAGUGGUGGAGAGUGCCAACUGCAUUACGACAAUGAAGAAUCUUCAUGGGUCCCUCCAGAUCGCCGUUUCCAUGCCCUCGCUCGAAGUCGGCACCCUGGGCGGCGGAACAAUCCUGGAGCCUCAGAGUGCUAUGCUCGACAUGCUUGGUGUCAGGGGUCCACACCCAACAAACCCUGGAGACAAUGCUCGACGACUUGCACGAAUUAUCGGUGCUGCGGUCUUGGCCGGUGAAUUGUCCCUUUGCAGCGCACUCCAGGCCGGUCACCUUGUCAAGGCGCACAUGCAGCACAACAGAAGCGCCGCCCCCUCGAGAACUGGCACGCCUGCUCCUCCUCCCAUGACCCCUGUUUCUCUAGCCAUGACAAAUGCUCAGGAUAAGUCUAAGAGCGCUGCUGCACAGCAGAGGGCGAAGCGAUAG
Molecule: messenger RNA, 3765 nt
Organism: Metarhizium robertsii ARSEF 23
Lineage: Eukaryota; Fungi; Ascomycota; Sordariomycetes; Hypocreales; Clavicipitaceae
Product: HMG CoA reductase
Exons: 2
Coding region: 1-3765 (1254 amino acids)
Biological process (GO): ergosterol biosynthetic process; coenzyme A metabolic process; isoprenoid biosynthetic process
Cellular component (GO): peroxisomal membrane; endoplasmic reticulum membrane
Molecular function (GO): hydroxymethylglutaryl-CoA reductase (NADPH) activity; protein binding
Source: RefSeq, a predicted model, not a curated record